AUGGCCACACGCCUGGGGCCGGCGGAUAUCGACAUGGCCGCGGUAUGGAAGUCCGUCGAAGCCCCGCGAAGCACAAUCACAGUAGACAAAUCCAAGUUCUACCACCCUUCGGGACCCUUGGCCGAUGACGUCUUCUGGAUGCCGCUGGCCUCUGGCGAUGUUGGCCAUUGUUCCCGGGACGGAUUCCGCAUCGACAACGAAUCUUGCUCUUCCCGGGUGUUAUACCGCGUCAAGGAGAGGAAGCACCUGACCAAGGGCUUGCUCAUGCACUACGGGAGCCUCACAAUCGACUACCACCCAUCUGAAUCAGUUAGUCGAUGCUUUGUAGGGUUCGGGGCAAACGCUGAACAUCGCCUCAUCAUGAUGUUGAAGACGGACUGCCAGCAAGCUGCGGUAAAGGUCACCGCUUGCAUGGCUAGUUUGUUGCAUAGCAAGCUCCAGCGGGAGGGUAGCUUGAUGUGGUUGAAGCCGGGCGUGGUCGCCGAUAAGUUGGAGAAAGCGGCAGACUCAUUGAUCGACGUUGCCACGUUGGUUGACCGCUUUACCCAGACGAUGAGAAAGCUCUAUCAAGGCAAGGAUCGAGAGGGUGGUAUGCCUGCUGCAUUCAAAAAGGCUCUGUUGCUGCUCGGCCUGACCAAGUGGCAUCGCAUCCACCGCGCCAUCAAUGCCAUCCAGUGCCUCAAGAAAGCUUUUCAGAUUGCGGCGGACACGGAUGGACAUGCGAGGAGCAGCAGCAGCAGCAGCAGCAAGGCUCAGUGGUGCAUUGCGGCCAACGUGUAUGGCAUGUUGGGUUGGAGGCGAGCACCAGCCAGCCUCGCUCAGCAACAAAACGUGUUAUCCGACGUAUCGACGUCGCUCGAGAUCCUUGGCAAGAUGGACUGGGCCAACUUCCAGACGAGGAAGGAUGUGGAGGAGAAAAUGGAACGAGCUGGCGUGACUGUCAGCAUCACCAAAGAAGCCAACUUUACUUCUGCAACGUUCCGAACUCUGAUGCGAUUUCUGCAACACCGAUCGAUGAUAUUACUGGAGGGCGAUGACGAAUUUGGUGACGCAGAAGUUGGAGGGCCACAGCAAGAGCUACGAAGCUGGACAGGGGAAAUUCUGCCUGCCCACUUCCGGAUGUUAAAGAGCAUGCCGUGGGUAAGGCAUUGCUGGGCUCCAGAUGGCACCUUCUUGACGGUAUUGUCACUACCUACAGUGGAGGUGUAA
Molecule: messenger RNA, 1209 nt
Organism: Colletotrichum godetiae
Lineage: Eukaryota; Fungi; Ascomycota; Sordariomycetes; Glomerellales; Glomerellaceae
Exons: 1
Coding region: 1-1209 (402 amino acids)
Source: RefSeq, a predicted model, not a curated record